Messenger RNA from Staurois parvus, 451 nucleotides. NCBI's taxonomy places the organism in Eukaryota, Metazoa, Chordata, Amphibia, Anura, Ranidae. The record is from the annotation of a GenBank genome assembly.
UAUUCCAGAGGGCAAGUAAUUAAAGUGAUUCUAGGGGCUUUUUUUUGGGGGGGGGAGUUAAGAAAGAAUAACAAGCAUGUUUAUACUUACCUGCUAUCUGCAGUGGUUUUGCACACAGCAGCCCGGAUCCUCCUUUUCUUGGGUCCCCUGCAGGCUCUCCUCGCUCCUCCCUCUUGUCGGAUGCCCCCACAUCAAGCAGCUUGCUAUGGGGGCACCUGCUGCUCCGAGUGUCCAUUCACAUGGAGCUGCGACUCGGCCCCACCCCCUCUCUCUUCUCAUUGGAUCACUGGCUGUGAUUGUCAGCAGUGGGAGCAAAUGGCUCCUACUUCUGUCUCAGCCAAUGAGGAGAGGGAGUCCUGGGAUGGCCGAGAUUCCAGUACACAUUGCUGGAUUGAAUGGGGGCUUAGAAUGCAUGAAGGUAAACAACCUUGAGCCUUUACAACCGCUUUAA